GUUAGAAUUUGUCCAAAUGUGACCGCUUCAAGACUUGUCGAGUUUAAAAGAUUAGACCGUGAAGCAACAUUGAAAAUAGAAGACUCAAAGAUGAAAAAGGUCCUCCUACCACCUAAUGAAGGAAAACAUACAAAUAGUGAUUUUAUUAACCCAAAACUCAAAAGUCCUUUAGAAACUUCUUUCAAUCUUGGAGUUAGAGAUACUCUUGAUUGUGAAAUUGCAAAAAUGUUUUAUUCUUCAGGAUUACCAUUUCAUCUAGCGAGAAAUCCUUAUUAUAAGAGUGCAUUUUCUUACGCUGUCAAUACUUCUAAUCUUGGUGGAUAUGUACCACCAACAUAUGAUGAAUUGAGUGGUCCUUUACUCUUGAAAGAAAGAAGUCACGUAGAAAAUCUCUUGCAACCUAUAAGAGACUCUUGGAAACAUAAAGGUGUGACAAUUGUUAGUGAUGGGUGGAGUGAUUCUCAAAGAUCACUUAUAAAUUUUAUGGCUAUCACCGAGAGUGGACCAAUGUUUCUAAAGACAAUAGAUGGAUAUGGUAAGAUAAAGGACAAGGAUUUUAUUGCUAAACACAUUAGAGAUGCAAUCAUAGAGGUUGGACAAAAAAUGUGGUACAAAUUAUAACUGAUAAUGAAACAAUAUGUAAAGAAGCGGGUUUGCUCAUAGAAUUAGAAUUUCCUUCAAUCUACUGGACUCCUUGUGUAGUUGACACCUUGAAUCUUGCAUUGAAAAAUAUUUGUGCGGCAGAUAAUAUUUAUACUUAUAAAGAAUGUUUUUGGAUAACACAAAUGGUUGAUGAUGUUAUAUUUAUUAAAAACUUUAUUGUGGGGCAUUCUAUGAGAUUGUCAAUGUUCAAUACCUUCACGUCAUUGAAAGGACUUUCUAUUGCUCCAACAAAAUUUGCUUCGACCAUUGUCAUGCUCAAAAGGUUUAGAAGUUUGAAAGAAGGACUCCAAGAGAUGAUUCUCAGUGAUGAAUGGUCUUCUUACAAAGAAGAUAAUGUGGAUAGUGCACAAUUUGUGAAAAAAACUUUAUUGAAGGAUAAUUGGUGGAUGAAGGUUGAUUAUAUACUUAUUUUUACUGCCCUUAUUUAUGAUGUUCUUAUAAAAACAGAUACGGAUAUGGCCACUCUUCACUUAAUAUAUGAAAUGUGGGAUUCAAUGAUUGAAAAUGUGAGAAAGAUCAUAUACCAACAUGAGAGAAAGACAAAAGUUGAACAUUCAUCCUUCUUCGAGGCACUAAAAUCAAUAUUAGUUGAUCAUUGGACUAAGGGUAGCACAUCUCUUCAUUGUCUUGCUCAUUCUCUAAAUCCAAGAUAUUAUAGUCAUGAAUGGUUAAAUGAAGAUUCACAAAGACGUGCCCCACAUCAAGAUGUGGAACUUACUCAAGAAAGGAACAAAUGUUUUAAGAGGUACUUUGAUGAUGUGGAUGUAAGGAGACAAGUAGAUAUAGAGUUUGCAAAUUUUUCAGAAGGAAUGAAAGAUUUUGCGGAUGAAGACUCUUUAAGGGAUAGAGAUAAAAUGGAUGCAAAAUCAUGGUGGAUUGUUCAUGGAGUUUAUGCACCAACACUUCAAAAGAUAGCUCUUAAGCUACUUGGACAACCAUGUUCUUCUUCUUGUUGUAAAAGGAAUUGGAGUACUUAUUCUUCUAUACAUUCUUUGAAUAAGAUGACACCUAAAAGAACUGAGGAUUUAGUAUUUGUUCAUAGUAAUCUUUGUCUUCUCUCGAAAAAUUCCUCAAAACACAAAGAUGGGGAAAUUAAAUUGUGGAAUAUUGCAGAAGAUGACAUUUCAUUGCAUGACAAUGAAGCUCCUGAUUGGUGA
Molecule: messenger RNA, 1820 nt
Organism: Vigna unguiculata (cowpea)
Lineage: Eukaryota; Viridiplantae; Streptophyta; Magnoliopsida; Fabales; Fabaceae
Molecular function (GO): protein dimerization activity
Source: RefSeq, a predicted model, not a curated record